Messenger RNA from Notolabrus celidotus (New Zealand spotty), 8061 nucleotides. RefSeq names its product ATPase family AAA domain containing 2B (gene atad2b). The record is from RefSeq and is a predicted model, not a curated record. Bases 321 to 4664 code for a protein of 1447 amino acids. The transcript is spliced from 28 exons. NCBI's taxonomy places the organism in Eukaryota, Metazoa, Chordata, Actinopteri, Labriformes, Labridae. Gene Ontology annotation, molecular function: ATP binding; histone binding; ATP hydrolysis activity. Gene Ontology annotation, biological process: positive regulation of transcription by RNA polymerase II. Gene Ontology annotation, cellular component: nucleus.
AAACUUUUUGAUCUAACUGUAACUGUAGAAACAGAGAGGGGGAGAGAGAGAGAGACAGAAAGAGAGAAACAGAGAGGAGAGAGAAAGAGAGGGAGAGAGAAAGAAACAGAGAAGGAGAGAGAGAGAGAGAGGGAGAGAGAGGGAGAGAGAGAGAGAGAGAGAGAGAGAGAGAGAGAGAGAGAAGAGAGAGAGAGAGAGAGAGAGAGAGAGAGAGAGAGAGAGAGAGAGAGAGAGAAAUGGCGCCUCGAUGCUGCGCUCACUGAGGCAGUGUUUGGAGCCGGUCAGGGAGAUUCAGUGAGGGCAGACACAAGAAACAAACCAUGGUGAAUACAAGAAAAAGCUCCCGGCAGGGCAGCGGGCCCUUCAUCUCGUCUCGGACUCGGUCUUCGUCGAGAAUCGAGCGAAACUCUGAAGAACAUAAGGAGCACAGUAGUGAUGUGAGUAGUCCCAGCAGUCCGCGGUUGGCUCCCCCUUCCAAGCGGACACGCAGGCAGACCGCCUCAGAGCCCAGCUCCAGUGAUACCUCUCCGUCCCCUCAGACUAAGGGCCAGAGGGUCAGCUGGGGCAUCCCCACCUACCGCACCAGGUUGUCAUCUCGCAUAAUGCAGAAUGGGCACGCCCAUAUGAAUCAGAGCGGAGGGGGAGAUCACUCCCACAUGAACGGCCAUGUGGAGCUGAAGAGGAGCUGCCGGGUGAAGAAGAGCCAAUUUGAACACCUCAACCAGAGCCUGCUGUUUGACCAGCUGGUCAACAGCACUGCUGAGGCUGUCCUUCAAGAGAUGGACAACAUCAGCAGCAUCAGGCAAAACCGUGAGGUGGAGCGACUUCGCAUGUGGACAGGGGAUACUGAGGAGGAAAACAUGGACAUGUAUUCUCGGGUGAAGCGUAGGAAAUCAAUGCGUAGGAGUACUUUUAGUAUGCCUGCGCACCAUAAAGCCAUGAGUAAAACUGAGCAGGAGGAGGACGAAGAAGAAGGGACGGAAGAUUCUCACGGGGAGGAAGAGGAGGAGGAAGCAGAAGAUGACGAUGAAGAUGAUGAAGGGGAUGAAGUGGAAGAGGCAGGAGAGGAAAAUGACAGGCCUUACAACUUGAGGCAGAGAAAGACUGUGCAGAGAUAUGAAGCACCACCUAUUGAGCCUGUGAACAGAAAACAGAGCAACCCCUCACUGUUUGACACCCAUAGAUCCCCUGCAAGAAGAAGCCAUAUAAGAGUGAAGAAACAUGCCAUUCACAGUAGUGACACCACCUCGUCUUCCGAUGAGGAGCGGUUUGAGCGGAGAAAAAGCAAGAGUAUGACCCGGGCCAGGAACAGAUGUUUGCCCAUGAAUUUAACCGCAGAAGACCUGGCCAGUGGUGUGCUGCGUGAUCGGGCAAAAGUAGGUGCCAGUCUGGCAGAUGUGGAUCCCAUGAACCUUGACACCUCGGUGAAGUUCGACAGUAUUGGUGGCCUCAGUAAUCACAUUCAGUCACUAAAGGAGAUGGUUGUGUUCCCGCUGCUUUACCCUGAGAUCUUUGAGAAAUUCAAGAUUCAACCUCCCAGGGGGUGUUUGUUCUACGGCCCGCCAGGGACAGGAAAGACGCUGGUAGCUCGGGCACUUGCUAAUGAGUGUAGCCACGGAGACAGGAAGGUUUCUUUCUUCAUGAGGAAAGGAGCCGACUGUCUCAGCAAGUGGGUCGGUGAAUCAGAACGUCAGCUCCGCCUGCUCUUUGACCAGGCUUACCUGAUGAGGCCGUCCAUUAUUUUCUUUGAUGAGAUCGAUGGUUUGGCUCCUGUUCGUUCCAGCAGGCAAGACCAAAUACACAGUUCUAUUGUGUCCACUCUGCUGGCUUUGAUGGAUGGCUUGGACAGUCGUGGGGAGAUAGUGGUCAUUGGUGCUACAAACAGACUUGACUCUAUUGACCCAGCACUCAGGAGACCUGGACGCUUUGACCGGGAGUUUCUGUUUAACCUGCCAGACAAGACGGCCAGAAAGCACAUCCUUGAGAUUCACACAAGGGACUGGAAUCCCAAGUUGGCCGAGCCAUUUGUCGAGGAACUUGCAGAAAAAUGUGUCGGCUACUGCGGUGCUGACAUCAAAGCACUUUGCACAGAGGCAGCCUUGGUUGCGUUGCGCCGCCACUACCCCCAGAUCUACGGCAGCAGUGUUAAACUGAAGCUGGAUAUCACCUCCAUCGUCCUGGGGCCUGGCGACUUCAGCAAGGCUAUGAGGACCAUCGUCCCAGCCUCCCAGAGGGCCCUGGCUCCACCGGGCCGAGCCCUAUCCCCCGCCCUCAGGCCCCUGUUGGCCAGCUCCUUCUCCUUGGUGCUGAAAGCUCUGCUCCGUGUCUUCCCCCAUGCUCAGUGUGCUGACAGGGACAACACACAUGGCGGUGACAAUCAACUGCUUGAAGAGGACAUGUACAGCGACAACGACAAUGAGGAAGGCUCUUCUUCCAUCUAUGAAGUCCAGCCUACUGCAUCCCCAAAGAGUCAGCCCUCCUCCUCUGCAACGCACAGACCCUUCCUCCAUUUCUCUUUAUCUGCCCUCCAACAGCCCACAGCAUAUCGGCCUCGUCUCCUGCUGGCUGGCGCCCCCGGCUCAGGACAGAGUUCCCAUUUGGCCCCUGCCUUGCUGCACCACCUGGACAAGCUGCCAGUGCACCGCCUGGAUUUACCCACCCUGUACUCCAUCAGCGCUAAGACGCCGGAGGAGUCCUGUGCUCAGGUUUUCCGUGAGGCCCGCCGCAGCGUGCCCAGUGUGGUGUUUAUGCCGCACGUCUCCGAGUGGUGGGAGACAGUGAGUGACACUGUGAAGAGCACCUUUUUCACCUUGCUGCAGGAUGUGCCCUCCUUCAGCCCUGUCCUUAUUCUCGCCACAGCUGAAUCCCACUACUCACAGCUGUCAGAUGAGGUGAGAAGUAUGUUCCAGAGGAGCUACGGGGAAGUAGUGACGCUGUGCCCUCCAGAAGAAGAGGACAGGAGGAACUUUUUCUCUGAUCUGCUCCUGGUCCAAGCAGCCAGGGCUCCCCCUCGCCUCAGGAAUACAGAGACGUGUAAAGAGGUACUACCAGUGGCAGAGGCUCCAGGCCCCAGGGUCCUGUCGACAGAGGAACAAAGUCGCUUAGCUGAACAAGAGGACAACACACUACGCGAGCUCAGGCUCUUUCUCAGGGAUGUGACCAAGCGCCUGGCGACUGACAAACGAUUCAACAUCUUUAGCAAACCAGUUGACAUUGAAGAGGUGUCAGACUAUCUGGAGGUUAUUCGGCAGCCUAUGGACCUGUCGACUGUUAUUACAAAGAUUGACACCCACAAGUAUCUGACAGCAAAGGACUUCCUGGUGGACAUCGACCUCAUCUGCAGUAAUGCUUUAGAGUACAACCCUGACAAGGAUCCUGGAGACAAGGUGAUCAGGCACAGAGCAUGCAGUUUGAAGGACACAGCCCAUGCUAUAUUUGCUUCCGAGCUGGACCCUGAGUUCAACCGCAUGUGUGAAGACAUCAAAGAGGCAUGCAAGAAGAGGGCAGACCUUGAAACGCCAGCUCAGGCAACGCCAGCUCCAGCUGUGGUGACAAGGAAGCAUUACUAUUCUGUAGGAGAGGAACUGGCCAAGAGCAGCACUCAGGGCGAGGCCACUGAAAAACAGUGCACCCCCAAUCAUAUCAAACGGAAGUUUCGCCGUCGGCCAUCUUGGGGGCGGGGCAUAAUUCGCAAGAAGAAGAUCUAUAAGAAAGGGACAGAAGAGGAAGAGGAGGACGAGCCUGAGCCAGAAGUGGAAGCCACUGGGCCCAGUGACUCGUGUUUGACGCAGGAUGAGGAAUCCUCCUGUGAUACCACAGGUCCCCAGCCCAACGGCCACCACCCCCACCUUCCCUCCACGGAGGAGGAGAGCUCCAAUGAGCCCCCUGUUACUGUUACUUCAGAAGCCAGUGAAGCUACAGAAGAGCCCGUCCUUAUGGAAGAGAAGCCCACAGCCAAAGAGGCAGAGUGUGAGGAAACAGAGAAACACACCGAGCUGCAGAGUCCAGGAGAUAGUUCUCAGCCUGAAGCAGAGGAGGAUAUUCAGCCCAAGCAGGCUGACAUCCAGCCUUUGACUGAAACAACCAAGUCCUCAGAUGCUGAGGCCCAGCCUAAGCACACAGAUGAUCUCCUGGAAUCACACGUGGAUUGUGUGAAUGGGAACGAUUCAAUGGACAGCCUUGACUCACAGAGCCUCGAUAAGAGCAGUGAAGCUGACAAAAGGACUCCUCAAAGCACGGCUGAGGACUGUCAUAAUCCAGAUCAGGAAGAGCACAAAGACAGAAGUGAGAGCGUACCAACUCAGGAGCACCCUUCCGAGGAUGGAGGGACAGAAAAUCUUGAGGAAGACCAAGAUCAAGAAGGGGGUUCCAAUGCCAGGAAACGCAGCAGGAGCCUGUCAGAGCAGCUGAUGGGGUCUGCAGAGAGUUCAGAGGAGCAGCCGCAACCAGUCCCUCCCCGUCCUCCUGUGGUGGUCGACCACCAGCGACUUUCGUGUCUUCUGGAUACAGUGGUGAAGAAGAGUGAAGGCUACAGCGUGGAGCAGCUAGAGAGACUCUACUCUCUCCUCAGUCAGUGUAUCUACCAGCACCGCAGAGAGUACGACAAAACCCAGCUACUGGAGGAGAUGGAGGAGAGAAUCCAGCAUUUUGAUACAUUCCUGUGAGAUGGAGAGAAAUCCUAUCAGGUACAUCCUGAACAGCCUGGGACCACAAAAACUGAGAGACUACGUGGAGGAGAGUGAAGGAACUUCUGAGUCCAGCCCUCAACAAUAUCAACACACAAACACACACACCCACAGCACCCUUCUUCUGCAGGGAGGGGACACGAGGACGAGGUUGAGGAGAGAGACAUUAAAUGGUGCUAUCGUCUCAGGAACCUGGCCAGAUCCAGACCCAUUCUUCACAACCAAACUCCUGGAGGUGUGUUGGUCACACACAUGCACACACACACACCAAUGGUGAUGCGCAACCCUGGUGCUACUCGGGUGCUAUCCUAACUUUUUAUCCAUGCUGCUCUUGGGAUUACUUCUUAACUCGGAUGACUAGAAAAACCAACAGAUCGGGUGAUGUCAUAUUGCAACAUGGCCGCUGCUCCUCUGAGCAGUCCUCUCAUACCCUCAGACACAUACACACAUGCUCAGACACUUGGGUGUGCAUGUAAUACUACAAACACACUCGCUCAGAUCCUCACCAGCAGAAUUAAUGCAGAGUGCCGCCAGGAGAUGAGGACAGAUAAUGUUCUGAAUCACUGAAGUACAUCGCUGAGCUCGUCUCGCCCUCAAGUGGAAAGCUUCAUCACAGGCCAGUCGUCACCUCACUAUUAUCCGGCUCAUUUUUUCUGCCAUCUUAGCUACCUGAUUAAUUCAAUAUCUGAGCCAGCGUCAAGGAUACUCACCCAGAACAAUAGUUUACAAAGUUUUACACCAACUGGUUGAGGUUAGCACAGCAGGACUUGAACCCAUUAUGUCCUCCUUAUUGAAGCUGUUAGCCCCCUAAGUGUUCGGUGAGCGUUGCCUGCAGGUCACUCCACACAGACCACCUCUUGUGUUCAGUCUCAGCAGAUUGUCAUGUUCUUAAUUGUUUGUGUUAGCUGACCCCCCCCCCCCCCCCCUCUCCUCACUACAUGCUCAGUCUGAAUAUUCUCCCUCCUGUCAAGCUGUGCUGCCAGUUGAUUUUUCCUACCGUACUGACGCUCCGAUUGAGGAACUGGACACGGGACAAAUUGGAGAGCGUCUGGAGUUUGCACUGCCUAGUGUGUGCCUUAUUUCAAAACCUCAUAUGAAACUCUGAAAUAUGAAGCAGGAACUUUUUAUUUACUUCUUGUGACAAUAAACAGUCUCCAGUUAUUGGUUCCAACCACUGAGGUCACAGUGGUUUUUUGAGCAUUCAAAUAUAUGAAUGCCAAUAGGUCGUUCAUAAAAAACAACAUAUCUUUAUGAAACAUCUCAAACUUCGGCCAAACAAAAUUUAUACAUCUGAGGAAUGAAAGGAUUUUUAGAUGCUUCUUACCCUCUCUGGCUCCGACCAGAUGCAUCACAAGCACUUGUAAUGUUGUUCUGAUAUUUACAUGUAUCCAUGCUCGGUUAAACACAGAGCUGAUGAGGAGAUCCGUCUCAUCCUGAGCAGAGAGCAGAUCUGAGUAAAGGUGGACAACACCAGCUUGUCUUCAGUUUUUCAUAUGCAACAAAAGAAAAAAGAACGGGAGUCAAAGGAUUUAUUGUGCCAAGUGUUAUCUCACUCCCUUAAAGGUGCUGACAUAACGGUGCCUGUUCUGUUUCCACUCUGAACAUGUUCUCUGAUAUGGUCAUAAAAACGUAUGUAUUAAGUUGUGUAUUUGAUAAAUAUUUUUUACUUUUUAUACAAAGCUUUGCUUGAGUUGAGAUUGUUUUUGCAUGGGUUUGUGAAUCCAUAAUGAACAAGGCCAUUCUAGGCAGUGCCCGUCACUAAGGUGUAUAAAGCAUUACAUGAUUGUUUUUUUAUUUUCUCCUUUAAAUGUGUGAACCGACUUGGUGGGUUUCUUUCACUUCAUUCUUUUCUGACACCAGACAGGAGAAGCUGGAUUCUCGUGUAUUCUACAUGUUGCUUUCUGACUGCAGUAAAUCAAGUAUUUACUGACGCUUUGCAAGGUUUUAAUGGCAUUUGCCAGAUUUUGAGCAGGUUUAGACUGGAGAAGGCCCCCCCCCCUCCCUUUCUCUCCCUGCGAUCUUGUCCAAUCUUCAAACCUCUUGGUGCAACUCUGACCCCAGCUCACCUCUGCCUUUAUUCUCAAAUCUUUGGUGACUAAAGCAAAGACCAUUUGCAAACUGGCAAUGACAGGUUAGCACUUGGACUACUGCAGAGAGAAAAAAAACAACGCUACCUCAGCUUAAUUUAUUUCAAUGCGUAAACUGUUUACUGGGUACAAAAACAGUAUUUUUUUCCUCCCCCAGAAAUACUGUUGCAACAACCACAGUACCAGCGAAGGUACCAGAGCAGUGCAACCACAGCUGCAGCAGUAAUCCAAGAGUAGUUUAUAUCUCUCCGAUCCUUCUGUAUGUUUGCAUAUGAGCCAGAUGAUGAUUGCAGAAAUUCUAAGGAUAUUUCAUGAACUGUAUACGUUCUGCUUUAUUUUCAGGUUAAUUUCUACAUUCAAUGAGGAGAUAAUCCUAGACCUGCUCCUCUUUCAUAUUUCCAACCUUCACCGUUGACAUUGUAGAGAUCAUUUUCUGCCUCCUCUCACAUCCAUCGCCUUUCCUCUUUUUCUUUUUCUGCAGAUUUUCAUCUCAUGAUUCUGAUUAUUUAUUGUUCAAUGUGUUUUUCAUCUAAUAUUCAGCAAACUUUCUUUUUGUAUUGUUUGAAAAUUAACAAAUGGAGAAGCAUCACGCGUCCAUUUUAACCGUUUUGCUGAAUUGCGUAGCGUUUGUGUAGCACGUUUAUUUGGUGUGUACGGGGGAAUAAAGGGUUUACAGGUCUCUCAGGUUCAACACGCAACAACAUGCCCUUUCCACUUUUCUAUUUAUUUCAUUGUUCUGGUGUUUUCUUUGUUCCUGUGGUUACAGACUGUGGCAUACUGGAAGAGACUGACAUUAGGAUGGAUGUGAUAUUUAAUGAAAACGCAGUCCGUCUGGUGCAUCCCAGAAAGAGAAACAGGACCAGACUAACUCUCUUUUUAAUGUUGUUCACUUUGUCUCCACUUUCUGCCAAAAGAAUUAUUUUUUAUGAAUAAUAAACACUUAUGGAAUUAAAAUGGGUAGUUAAAUGUCAUACAUUGUGAUCUUCCUUUCUUAUUAUGAAUUGUAGCCAGUUUGGACUAACAACCAAUUUUUGUCUGGUAGUUGAGACGACUUAGUCCAGUAUGCAGAAGGAAAGGGUUUGUUCUCUCCUAAAUUUCUUUGUUCUUCCCUUUCUCUCCAUUUUAUUUAGUCGAGACUGUCCAUAGCUUUGUCUGUUUGUUUGUUUGUGUAUUUAACACACCUGUUCACAAUUGUUACUUUAGUGUAAGUUAUAUUUGAAAUGAAACUUUUACUGUAUUUCUCAAAUAAACUGCUGUGAUAUACUUGAAUAAAAGGUUCAAACUGUAAA